GUUUGCGACCGACCCAUCACAAUUUCCGAGCAGACUUUGAACGCAGCACCAUUAUCCACGGCAGCCGAUGCAACAGUAAGUCGUCCAUCAUCUAAUUACAGUCAAGAAGAAUAAGAAUAAAAAAGUAACAAUGAAUGUCACUCAUGAAGUAAGCUUGCUGGUGGAGGAGAUUAAGCGACUCGGCAGUAAAAAUGCUGACGGUCAAACCAGUGUGAAGUUUGGGGUCUUGUUUGAUGACGACCGUUGUGCCAACAUCUUUGAGGCGUUGGUGGGCACCCUGAGGGCAGCCAAAAGGAAAAAGGUGGUCACCUUCCAGGGCGAGUUGCUUCUACAGGGCGUCCACGAUAACGUCGAAAUUGUCCUGCUCCAAGAAUGAGGCCAGAGUUCGGACCAGAUGGGCCUCUAGCGACUGUGGGUCAUACUGAGUCCUUCCAAAAAAUACUGAGCUUCUGCAGUGUACCGGCUUGUCACUGAGCUUCUGUUUUCAGUUCUCUUCAUUCAUGUACAAGGCUCGGUAUUUGAAUUCAAACACACUGACCAAACAGAUUAGAUCAAACAGUACACUUACCAGACCCGGCAUGUCUGCAUAGGAUUUCAUUUGAUUUCACCACGUCAAACAGAAUCAUUAAAAAAAGGCAUUUGAGAACACAACACACAUUCAUAGUUUCAGAUAACAAGAGAAAGUUUUGUCUUUCUCAGGCGCUGCUGUUUUAUCAACCACGGGUCUGACAUGUCAUUUUUGAUACACUUUUAAGACUAUAAACGCACAAAUCAGGAAUGCAAUAAUUUGCGUAAAGCAUUCAUUCGGGGUUUUUUUUUGUUUUGUUUUCUGGAAAAAACGUACAGUAUGGGGUUACUAUCACAACCAAAUGCCUCUCCUGAUGGUAUCAGUGUCGGGAUAAAGGACACAGAACAAGAUACUGGCUCGAAUUUAUCAACUCUGACAAAUUUUGUCUUCACAUUUUUAAUUGGAGCACUCUGACAAAGUUUAUAAUGGAUACUUGUUUAAAGCUGCACUAGGUAAAUUCAAUGGGAGUUUAAAAUGUGUUUGAGUAUUUUAAUCUAGUGUAGCUUGAAGACAACGGGUAGUGUGUUUCCACCAACAGUGUCACCAAAUGGCAGUUCCAUUUACUGUUUACAUGAGCCAUUUAUACUACCUCUUGUGGACUUUGUAAAAAGACAUUAUCAGACCAGUGCUUUUGGAAAUCUAAGAACAAUUCCUUCAUAGAAACUACAAAUACAAGUGCAUUGAAAGAAUGACUUUUGCACCUUUUUGUACUCAUUGCAAUCUGCUAGAGUAGUUUUUAUUCCAUCUUUUUAUAAGUGGUCUACGAAUGAAUUUUCUCUGCUAAACAAACUCCCAAACUUGCCUUUUCGUAAGAAAAUAGCUGAUGAGCAAAUGGCGAAUGUAUUUCUCGUGCAAUUUUUAUUAGUGUAUAAUUACAGGGUGAUUGGUGCCAAAUGCAAAAGAUGAAUUUGUUAUGUUCCUCAGGACCAAAUCGAUACAACCAAAAUAUGUUUAAUAAUUGUCCUGUUGCUUAAAUUAGGUGUCUUACUUGUGACACAAGAUGUGCAUUUAUAGUUUUAUUAGUUAAAUGUUUUUAUUUUACCACUCUUUGCUCUGUACUGUAGGUCAGAUGAUACUUGCAGAUCAGGUGUGACCAUUUUGCUUCGUUUACCACCAUGAAAACUCAUUUGUGGGUGUUUUUGUUUUGUCUGUUUCUGAGUUCAUUUUUGCUCAGAUAUCACUGACAAGGACUUCUGGCCUGUAUGGAGGCCCAAAGUGGUCGAAAUUAAAUAAUUAAAUCAGACUUUAAAUAAAUAAUCAUAUGAACAAAUACGGACAAAAUAAGUAGUAAAACAGGAAAUUGUGAAAUAAUUGAAUAUAGUUUUGGACUCAGAUUAAUUAAGUCGGCUUCAGGUCAUUUUUUAAAUUUAAUUCCAACUGUUUUUAUUUUAAAAUGCCAUUUUCUAAGUGAUCCUUUUGUUUUAAAAUGCCAUUGUUUAUCAUAAUUUGGCAUGGUGGAUACAGCUAUUGAUUUGUUGUUCACCCAUUCAGACCAAAGCCAACAGUCAAUCACAUAACUGGCUCUGCCCUGAUUGUUUUGAUUUACAAAAACUUUGUGAUAAAACGUGGCAUUGAUUGGUCAUAGUGAGAAAUUAAAUUAUAUUAUAUAUGAGAUAAAACAGACAUUUUAAGAUAGAAACUGCAGUAAUAAAACAAAAAAAACGAAAUAAUCUGUUAUUGUGAAAAGACAGAAUCAACAUUUCACAAUCAGCAGCUGAGUUUUAAACAUUUAUUGGAUGAUUUAACAUUUACAUUUCAUAUUUUGUCUACUUUGGGUCUCCUUUGUGGGGUUAGUGGCCGCAGCUAUUUGGAUGCGAGAAGUAAGAUUUUGCCUGAAUGUAACAUCUACUUGGCAGCUCUUGUGCUCAUCUGCAUAAUAUCAAGAUUUAUAUAUCAACUGUGUGUGAGCCACGCCUCAUCUGCAAGUCUUAUAGGACCCAUUUCACAUUCACUGCUGUUGUAUCAACCUCGCUAGAUCUUUUAGGUUCAGGUGUUGACUGUUUGACUUGAAUUAUAGGAUUUUAUUUUUUAUUUUUUCCUAAACCGCAUAGGAGACCAUUCGCUUGUUUCGUGAUCUCUAAACAGCGUUGGUGACAUAUCAGGACAACCGAAAGAGCUUAAUCAUAUUCUAAUUAUGAAUAAAACUGAAAUGUAGCCUAGGAAAGAUCAGUUAUGUGACAUGUAAUCAUCAGAAUACAAACAAUAGGCUGAGUAGAAGUGAGUAAAAGUUGUGGAAAUGAUGGGAGAGUGAGGAAGAUUGAGGAAGAAACAUGCUGCUUGCAUCACUGUCAUUUUGGAUUAUCCUGCUGUUGUCGCACUGGAGUGACUUCCUCCUGAACAUAAAUGCAUAUAUAAGUCAACAUUUAGCAAGAGGAGAAGGUUGGCAAUACCUCGAGCCAUUUCUGUGAACUAGUGGGAUGCCUGCAUCAUGUGUUCGAGUGUGUCAUUACUGUCUUUUGUAUUGGCAAUAACACAUUCCUAAAGGAACAGAGGUGUCUGUUACUGUGGGAUUCAGUCUGAGAAAUAAAAUCUUUACACUUGAAGCCUUGAA
Dicentrarchus labrax (European seabass) is the source of this 3119-nucleotide messenger RNA. RefSeq names its product ABRA C-terminal like (gene abracl). The coding region runs from base 131 to 376 and encodes 81 amino acids. Lineage: Eukaryota; Metazoa; Chordata; Actinopteri; Moronidae. The record is from RefSeq and is a predicted model, not a curated record. Gene Ontology annotation, biological process: regulation of actin filament-based process. The transcript is spliced from 3 exons.